AGCAGGAGAUGCACAAAACUGUGAAAAACAGCGAGACCCGAAUGCAGGGUUUAGUGGAAACCGUUCACGGGAUUAAUCUGGAAGAAAGAUGUGAAAAAUCCAUCCAAAAGCUCCAGGUUCGAAUUAACUUGGUCUCUCGGAGAACAGAGAAAGCACUUUCGUGUUUAAAAAAAAUGGAAGAAAAGGCAACCCCACAAAAUGAGCUGAAAAAGAUCUGCAAAGAUGAAGCUUUGACAGUUGCCAUCACUGAUAUAAGUCACGAGGAGACUCCACCAAUACUGACUCCAUGUGGUUCUCCCGAGUGCACGAAGAACAAUACCAGAAAUCAUCAGGACCAAGAGCCCAGCCCCAGAAUCCAUCAUGAACAUGAAGAAAAAGACCAAGCAGAGAGUUGGAUAACCUAUCCUCCUCUUCCCGCCACAACCUCGCCUUCUGUCCUGAGCAGCACUGCAGUCUUGUACAGCAUCCCUCAAAAGCUGGAGGUGAACCUGGCCCUCAUCAACCCCACUCAACUCUCCGUGCUCUGGGACGUCGUGGAGAAAGACCCUUUCGCGCCCCCCAUGGAAAGCUACACAAUCUUCCUGGCGAUGGAAAAGGUCAAAGGGAGCGACGUCUUCUCAGACUGGCAUACGUACAAAAAGGUGGAAGCGCUGGCUCUGCCCAUGCGUGCACUUAUCAAAAAGUACAAGAAGCGGGGCCACAGGGUGUGUGCCGCGGUUCUUGGAAAAGACAUAUUUGGACGGUACGGACCUUACAGUGAUGUCGUAACUGCAACCAUGCCGGAGUAGUGGGGAAGAGCGUCUUCAA
Molecule: messenger RNA, 807 nt
Organism: Cololabis saira (Pacific saury)
Lineage: Eukaryota; Metazoa; Chordata; Actinopteri; Beloniformes; Belonidae
Product: activating transcription factor 7-interacting protein 1-like
Exons: 7
Coding region: 9-788 (259 amino acids)
Biological process (GO): regulation of DNA-templated transcription
Cellular component (GO): nucleus; transcription regulator complex
Molecular function (GO): transcription coregulator activity; protein binding
Source: RefSeq, a predicted model, not a curated record